AUGGCACGCUACACGAGUGAGACUUCGCCUUGGAAGAAGCGCAUUCUGCUGCCGAUUUGGAUCCUCCGCGAUGGCCUCACAUUAAUCAUCAUCGCCCUCUACGCCUUCACGCUUUCGGUCUUGGUAUCGGACCCGAACGACAAGCUGGAUGAAGAUUUUGAUGACAGUACGAUCAACGCGGCAAAGAUCGUCGUCGCCGUUUUCAUGACCGCAUUCGCCGUUUCCCUCCUCCUCGACGUUUGGUGCAUGAUCCAAUACAUUCGCCACUCUUUGAGCCCGCGCACCUUCCUGAUCAUCAACACGCUGCAAACUCUCUUCUGGGUCGCCAUCGUGGUCCUGCAAAUUGUCGGCAACGCUUCGUACGGCCGCGCCUACGUCAGCAUCUUCGGCAUCGCCGCAUUCCUCCUCUAUCUCAGCCUCUUCAUCUACUCCGUCACCGUCUUCCGCCGCGACCGCCAGCUGCGCGCCUCCAAGUCGGGCCACUACGCGCCCACCGCCAACCCGACCAACAACAACUUGUCGGCGCAGGAGUACGGCCAGGCGAACUACGGCCAGGCAACCUACGGCCAGGCAACCUAUGGCCAGACCAGCUACGGCGGCCCGUACGGCGACAGGUCGUCCUUCGCGCCGAGCGCCGACGAGGAGCUCAAGCCCGUGCAGAAUGCGCAGUACCGCUAA
This is a messenger RNA of Lasiodiplodia theobromae, 678 nucleotides long. RefSeq names its product Cys met metabolism pyridoxal phosphate-dependent enzyme. Bases 1 to 678 code for a protein of 225 amino acids. The record is from RefSeq and is a predicted model, not a curated record. Lineage: Eukaryota; Fungi; Ascomycota; Dothideomycetes; Botryosphaeriales; Botryosphaeriaceae. The transcript has 3 exons.